AUGUUUUUUACCAACUUCACUGAAUUCUACCUGCAGGGAUUUCCAGGACUCCAAGCGCAGUAUUAUGGAGCUGUGGGGAGCUUUUUGUUUUUCGUCUACUUGACACUGGCAGGAGGAAACAUCUUUAUUAUUUCAUUUAUUGCAUAUGAGAGAAGCCUUCAGAAACCCACAUAUUUAAUCUUUUGUAAUCUUGCUGUGUCUGAUCUUGUUUUUGGAACUGUAACGCUGCCUACAGCAUUUUCAAAAUAUAUUUUCAAUGUCAACACUAUAUCGUUUUAUUGCUGCUUUGUGCAAAUGUUUUUUGUUCAUUAUUUAGGGAGUGUUAAUUCUUUUAUUUUGCUAUUAAUGGCCAUUGAUCGCUUUGUUGCAGUGUGCAACCCACUUAGAUAUUGUGCGAUUAUUACAAACAAGACAAUUGUGUUGUCAUUUGCAUUGAUUUGGAUACUCCUUAUAAUUUCUUUGUCGAUCGUUGUGUACGAAACAUUUGAUGAACCCUUUUGUGCUUCUAAUGUAAUAACCCAAAAUUAUUGUGAUCAAAAUACAAUAUCUAAACUGUCUUGUGGAGAUGUAAGACAAAAGCGAAUGUUUCCAUUUGGAAAUGCCAUGUUUGUUCUUUUGGGCCCUUUGACUUUUAUUAUAUUUUCAUUCAUUGCCAUCAUCACAUCAGUUUUUAAAAUCUCUGACAGUCAGGCUCGAUAUAAAACAUUCUCAACCUGCACUCCCCAACUUUUUAUUAUUUGUUUGUACUAUGUUCCCAGAUGUGUUGUCUAUGUGUAUGAUGUGACUGUAACAAUCUCUCCAGGUAUUCGGAUGCUGUUAAUUAUGUGCUACAGUCUGCUGCCGCCUGUUGUCAAUCCAAUGAUAUACUGCUUCAGAACUAAAGAAAUCAAAGAUGCAUUGAGAAGGAAAAUAAGACACAAAGUUAGCCUCCAGAUGACAAUGAUGUGGGGAAAAAGUAGAUAAACAUCUUUAAUAAUUGUUUACACUAUGUUCAUCUAUG
This is a messenger RNA of Paramisgurnus dabryanus, 1000 nucleotides long. RefSeq names its product olfactory receptor 52N5-like. The record is from RefSeq and is a predicted model, not a curated record. Gene Ontology annotation, biological process: G protein-coupled receptor signaling pathway. Lineage: Eukaryota; Metazoa; Chordata; Actinopteri; Cypriniformes; Cobitidae. Gene Ontology annotation, cellular component: plasma membrane. Gene Ontology annotation, molecular function: olfactory receptor activity; G protein-coupled receptor activity.